This is a messenger RNA of Acytostelium subglobosum LB1, 384 nucleotides long. RefSeq lists its product as hypothetical. The transcript has a single exon. Lineage: Eukaryota; Evosea; Eumycetozoa; Acytosteliales; Acytosteliaceae. The coding region runs from base 1 to 384 and encodes 127 amino acids. The record is from RefSeq and is a predicted model, not a curated record.
AUGUCAUGCUGGAACACCAGGACUGAGCCAACCUUGGGCUGCACGGAUGCCACCACCUUGUGUGAGUGUUGCUCCAAGAAUCUUGUGGCGCCGCCAUCGAUGCCCUCGCUAAGGUAUAUCAUAAAGGUGAGGUAUGAUCGGUUGUCACUGUCGCGUACAAAGUUGCCGUCCAAAUGCGGGGCGAAUGCGCCACCCAGGUUAUACUUGCACAGACGCCACAUCUCAUUGACCUCGUGCAACUUCCACUUUCCAUUGAUCGAGUCAUACUUUAGAGAGAUGUUCAAGUUGUCUGGCAAAUACUGCUUUAUCCUCUCAAACACUGUUGCACUCAAUGAAUGGCUUGAUACCAUGAUCCUAACAUUGCCUCUAUACUGUGUCUUAUAG